This is a messenger RNA of Rhododendron vialii, 1522 nucleotides long. RefSeq lists its product as uncharacterized. The transcript has 3 exons. The record is from RefSeq and is a predicted model, not a curated record. Bases 350 to 1156 code for a protein of 268 amino acids. Lineage: Eukaryota; Viridiplantae; Streptophyta; Magnoliopsida; Ericales; Ericaceae.
GCACAUCACACACCGACGCGCACCGUAGCACCCUCCACUCACCCAAACAAAUCCUCCCCUCAAAUGGAAUAGAGAAGCCUUCCCGAACGUUAAAACCGCUCUCCUCCCCCCCCUCCCUCUCUCUCUCUCUCUCUCUCUCUCUCUCUACACAAACUUACGUUUCCCGGCGUAUUCAUCACAUCAGAGAACCAAACAAACAAACACAAACCGAAGAAAACCCUCACGGCCCCUCCGUCAAACUUUUCCGGUGAAAAAUCUCCGGAAACGUCAUCAGUAAGAAGAAGUCGGAGCCAUUGAAAGAGAGAGUAUCGUAAAUCGUAGCGAGGAGUGGGGUAGGGCUGAUCGAUCAAUGGUGGAUUUGGGGAAGCGGAGGAGGGAGAGAGAAACGGAGAAGGAGGAGUCCAUGGAGAUCAUGGGAGCACCACCAGCAGCAGAGAGAUCGAGGCCGUCGCUUCACAAUUUCAAGAUGCCGUGCCUCCAGUGGGGCAACCAGAAACUCCUCAGGUGCAUGAACGUCAACCAAAGCGGCGGAGUCCUCAACAAGUCCGCGGCUUUGGGCGCAAGCAAGGGCUCGAUCGAGCGGAAGGAGGAGAGGUUGAGGAAAUCCAGGGCGGCGGAGGGAGACGGAAUCGAGGCGAUCAGGGAGAAGCUGAUGGUCGAUCUCCAGGAGGCGGCGGACAAGAUGAAGGACGCGAUUUUGAGGGAUGGCUUGGACGCGCCGGCGGCGGAUGCUGAGGACGAUUCCGUCAGGCCGUGGAAUCUGAGGACGAGGCGAGCCGCGUGUAAGGCUCCGAAUGGAACGAACGGCGGUAACGGCUGUAAUGGCGGCGUUGCGAAGGGUUUGAAACCUAACUUCCCUCCGUUGAGGAGUGAAGGAAAAUCGUCGAGAUUAUGCGGAGAUAUCAUGGCGGAGGGUCCGACCGGCGAGAAGAAGAGAGAGAGCUCAGAGAGGUCGAGAUUUUCGGUUUCGCUUUCACGGCGAGAGAUUGAGGAGGAUUUUAGGGCCUUGACUGGACACAGGCCCCCUCGGCGGCCCAAAAAACGGCCCAAGAUUGUCCAGAAAGAACUCGAUACUAUUUUUCCGGGUUUGUGGUUGACGGAAAUUACGGCUGACAUAUACAAAGUUCCUGAUGCUCCCGAGACUGGAAAAAGGUAGUAGUUGGUUUGGAGUUGCUGCUGUUUCUGGAAGUUUGGAAAUUGAAGGCUUAUCUGCUUGCUGACUUGCUGCUGGUGUAACGGGACCUCAUAUUAGUGGUAUACUGCACCAUCUUUGGCAAUUGGGAAUUCCAUGGAAGUGUCGAAUUCUUUGGUAAGAUGUGGUGUAUGGUUCAAUUGAUUUUACUAGAAGCUUUACUUGUUAAUUAUAGUAUAAAUUAGUCGAUUUCUUUAGGUUGAUUGGAAUAAAUCUGUAAAGAGAAAAGUGGUGGUCAUGUUCCAGCUUGAGGAAGCAUCUAAUUGUGGAAUGAACGCCCGGCUACAUUUUUAGUUUAUAUAUAUGAUAUGACAUUUCCAAUUUUCCUAA